This is a messenger RNA of Zophobas morio, 2682 nucleotides long. RefSeq names its product anoctamin-4-like. Gene Ontology annotation, biological process: chloride transmembrane transport. Bases 1 to 2682 code for a protein of 893 amino acids. NCBI's taxonomy places the organism in Eukaryota, Metazoa, Arthropoda, Insecta, Coleoptera, Tenebrionidae. Gene Ontology annotation, cellular component: plasma membrane. Gene Ontology annotation, molecular function: chloride channel activity; protein dimerization activity. The transcript is spliced from 16 exons. The record is from RefSeq and is a predicted model, not a curated record.
AUGUAUAAGUACCUACUGACAGAAAGCUACAGUCUAAAAAGUGAUGGCAACGCCAGCGGCAAGUUUAUAAAUCGACCUUUAUCGGUGGCCGUACAACCAAUGCCCCUUGAAGGGUUUCUUCACUCUAAAAUAUUGUUGUUGCCUUUACAAUUCAAAGGUAGUACCAAAGUCGAAAAUGGGAAACUUAGCAUGAAUAGGCUGGAAAUUGAUGACUCACUUUUGAAAAACAAUGAAGAGACUAUUGACAGUAGUACUACUACCACUGACGUAGUCAAAGCUUUGAGUAUGAUUCCAGCAGUCCCCGUAGAGGACAAGGAAAUUCGCUUACCUAAAUCUUGUUACUUUUCGGAUGGUAAAACUAAAGUAGACUUUGUUAUAGUUCUUCCAAACUUUGAAGAAAACAUAGAAUUGCAUCGUCCUUUGGAACAAAUAAACCUGUUUAUCACAAAAAUGAAAGAAAAAGGCUUAGUUGUUGAACGAGAGGUCGGAAAGUUUUAUACAACCCUUGUUUUUCUCAAAAUCCACGGUCCGCAUGCUGUACUAACACGUUAUGCCACAAUCUACAACAUCGGACUGACUUGCCAGAAUCCGUACUACAAGUACAAAGAGACGAUUCUGUUUAAUUUUUUGACCUCGGAGUUAACAAAACCGGAUCCCGAGAGCAACAUCUACAAGAGGGCUCAGAAAUCUCUCUCUGGUGAUAGACCUACAGAAAUAACUACCUCUGAAAGGAGUAAAAUCAUUUACGAAAUUUUGAAACGAAUCACUAUUAGUUUCGAUGAAAACGAGGUCACGAUGAAGAACUUGUUGGACACGGAUAUUUUCGUGCAGGCUUAUCCCAUUCACGAUGGUGACUACGCUUGGACCACCGAAGGACAUUUAACCGACAGACAACUUUUGUUCAAAUUCUGGCCCAGCUGGAAGUACGUUUUCAAAGAGCAACCGGUCCACUUGAUCGAAAAGUACUACGGACCGAAGAUUGCAUUCUACUUUGCACUUGCGUCUCUUUACACGAAGAUGUUGCUAGUACCGACCGCCAUCGGUACUAUCACCGUAAUUGUAGGUUUCGCGUUAACGUUCGGUCGAGAUCAUUACAUAGAGAAUGAAGUGUGCAAAAGUUCCAUCGUACUUUGUUCUGACCAAAAAUUAAAAAGCGCUUGUCAUUUGAUGAAACUGGCCUAUGUGAUUGACAACCCGGCGACUAUAGUAUACGUGAUUCUGUCUUCUUUUUGGGGUGUUAUAUUCUGGAAUUUAUGGCAAAGAAGACAAUCCAUGCUACGUUUAAGGUGGAAUUUGAUGGGUGUCAAAGCUGAUCGAUCCAUGAGAAAGGAUUUUCAGCAAAAUGCUAACGUGCGAAGAUCUUCCAUUACCGGCGAAUUAGAGUACUUUAUACCGCCACACAAGAAAAUUCUCACCGCCGUGUUCACCUAUCUCAUAAUUCUGAUAAUGCUUUUAAUUUUUUUCUUUGUCGUUUUUUUGGUCAUCGAGUACCGGUUUGUGCUUCGCAAGGGCUUAGAUUACGACGAAAUGAAUCUUGCUAAUGAACUCGAGUUAUUUACGUCUUCGUUACUAACAGCAAUUCUUAUUAUGAUCCUCGAUAGUUGUGCUCCUUACAUUUUGAAAAUGUACGCACAAAUUAUCAAGUUUUUGACACUAUUGAGGAUGCCAAGAACGCAGCUGCAGUACAACCGGAUGUAUUUGCAGAUGAUGUUUAUCAUCACAUUUUCUAAUAAUUUUUCGUCUUUGUUCUACUUGGCGUACGUUAAAGGGUUCUUUCAUAAGUACCCUGGGAAUUAUUCCGAGUUUUUUUUUGUCCGGAGGUUGCAGUUGGAUUUGUGCAAACCUGCUGGGUGUUUAGUGGAUUUAGGUAUGCAGUUGAUAACAAUAAUGAUUGUCAAAACGUUGGUAAAAAAUGGAUUUAAUCUUAUCAAGCAUUGGAUGUCUCCGUGGUACCAAUCCGAAAGACCGAAAGACACAGCUGGGAAUUUCGGUCAAUGGGAAAAAGACUUCAUGAUGAAUGAAAUCGAUGAUGCUGUUAUUAAUGAUCUUUAUACGGAACUAGUGUUGCAGUACAGCUUAAUCACUUUCUUUAACGCAUCGCUUCCUAUCAUCGGUCUUAUAGCUUUAAUACACAAUGUUUUAAAAAUCAAGCUCGAUGCGUACCGAUUUUUGAAAUUUUAUCGGAGGCCUGUGUUGGAACAAAUUCCAGACAUACAAGGCUGGAACAACGUCCUCCAAGCAGUUACUGUUUUCGGGUGUAUUUCAAACACUUUUGUUGUAGCUUUUAGAAGCAACUUUAUACAUAGGACUAUUUAUGAGAACAAACACAACGGGUCUUUGCACGGGUACAUAAACAGUACCCUGUCCAAAUUUGCUACAAGCGAUCUCCACUACGACGAACAACUAAGAGAACACGCGAACGAAACUUAUUGUUAUUAUCGUGGUUCUAGGUAUCCGCCCGAGGAUGAAAACCAAUAUCAACCGACAAGUUUGUAUUGGCAGCAUUUGGCAAUAAGAGCUCUGUAUUUCAUUAUUUUGGAAAAAAUGACGCUUCUGUUGUCGCUUGUUUUGAGCUAUCUGAUACCGGAAAUUCCGCGGAAGGUGAAAGUGAAGUUGGAACACGACGAAAAGAUGCUGCGAGCGGCGAGAGAGGCGCAGAUGGAAAAAGACAAAAAGACAUAA